This is a messenger RNA of Suillus bovinus, 1429 nucleotides long. RefSeq lists its product as uncharacterized. Bases 155 to 1219 code for a protein of 354 amino acids. The record is from RefSeq and is a predicted model, not a curated record. Lineage: Eukaryota; Fungi; Basidiomycota; Agaricomycetes; Boletales; Suillaceae. The transcript has 4 exons.
GCUAUCCACAGAAAAGGACUGUGGAAAUCACCACAGUUGGUAAUCAUUUAUAUACUUCUUCCGAUACUUCCACAGGACCACCAUCUCCGCAAGUUGAAAUACACCACUUAAGACAGAAUCAAGUAGUACACAUUACCAUUGCUCUAUAACGACCAUGUCUAAGAUCUACGUUUGCUCUACUUCUCCGGGCUGCAACGCGAUUUUUACCAAGUUCUUCGAGUUCAAGAAACACGAGGCCGGACAUUUAAAAAAUGGGUACCGCUGCACCUGGCCCGAAUGCGACUUUGUGACAAAGACGAAAACUAGCUACCAAAUACAUUCCGCUAGACAUACGGGCGAGCAACGUCACAUCUGUGAACACGAUGCUUGUGACUUCAAGACUCAUGACCCUGCCAGCUUCACACGCCACCGCCAGAACAAACAUGGGUAUGUUGCUCAGGCGCGCGGUCGUGGUGCCGCUGCCAAAAAAGGGUCGGGCGGGACUAUGCCGUCGUCCCAACCCCCGGCACAGCCCUCGCCCCCGGCAGAGCCCCUCCCCACUGGUGUAUUCCACCAAUACAGACUUCAACUACAACCCCUGCCACCACAACCGAUGCAACUGCAGCCCGUACCACCACAACCAAUGCAAUUGCAGCCCGUACCACCCCAACCGAUGCAACUGCAACCCACACCACCCCAACCGAUGCAACUGCAACCCACACCACCCCAACCGAUGCAGCUGCAGCUCACACCACCCCAACAGAUGCAGCUGCAGCUCACACCACCCCAACAGAUGCAGCUGCAGCCCAUCCAACCCCAACCGAUGCAGCUGCAGCCCAUCCAACCCCAACCGAUGCAGCUGCAGCCCACACCACCCCAACCGAUGCAGCUUCAGCAUGUGCCGUCCCAACCCAUUCCCCAACCCAUGCUACUGCAACCCAUUCAACGACAACCCACACCGCCGCAACCGAUGCCACUGCAGUCCAUUCAACCGCAAUUCAUGCUGCCCUGGCCCAUACAAUCCCAUCCCACCCAACACAAACCUCAUCCCACUCAAUACCAACCCGCUCCACCUAUCUGCAACCCAUCGUUAGGGAUCUUAUACGGGUCAAUAGAUGCCGUGGACGAUUAUACCAUGUAUACCGGACCCGCGAGGGCCUCCAAUGGGUGGACUGAGGGGUGCAUGUGUCCUGAAUUGAUGCAGAAACAUCCUUCGGAGAUAGUAGGCCAUGAAUAUUAGCUUUGUUAGUUUUGUAUAGUCUUAAGACACGAGAAUUAUCUGUUACGUUUUCUUUCUUUCUUGGCUAUGUUUUUCUUUGCUGUUUGUGUAUCUGGGGAUUCACGUACUUGUUUGUAUAUAUCCUUUAUGUAAAAGCGUUUUGUCUAAAGGCUAAUACGCUCUUUUGUCAAUGCAACACGGUCCAAGUUGCAAAUGAAACUUUCGCCUCCC